Messenger RNA from Oncorhynchus keta (chum salmon), 2036 nucleotides. Its product is annotated as H-2 class I histocompatibility antigen, alpha chain-like. Gene Ontology annotation, cellular component: external side of plasma membrane. The record is from RefSeq and is a predicted model, not a curated record. Bases 140 to 1630 code for a protein of 496 amino acids. Lineage: Eukaryota; Metazoa; Chordata; Actinopteri; Salmoniformes; Salmonidae. The transcript has 17 exons. Gene Ontology annotation, biological process: immune response.
GUUUGACCACAUUCGUUAGAGCUCACCUGGUUGUGAAAGCCGAAGUGCUCUGUUGUCACACUAUGCAGCUCACCUUGGGAUUUGCCACAGACUUUUAUUUAGGAUAGGCAUAUUAUUAUUUUCGGGGCAUUUAACAUUCAUGUGUGCGUUCAAAAUGUAUGUCGUCGUACUUUUGUUCCUUUUCGCGACACUUUCGACGGUGGACAGCGUGAGGAAAUGGUCGCUGAAUUACAUCUACACUGCUCUGUCAAAGCCAGUAGAAUUGCCUGGUAUCCAUGAGUUCACUGCCAUGGGUCUGAUGAAUGACAAACAGAUUGAUUACUAUGACAGUGUGGCAAAGAAGAAGAUUCCCAAACAGGACUGGAUGAGGGAGAAGCUGCCAGCAGACUACUGGGAUAAAGGCACUCAGUCACGCAAGAGCAAGGAGCAGUGGUUCAAAGUCAACGUCAACAUCCUGAUGGAUCGCAUGAGGCACAACAACACUGAUGUGCAUAUCCUUCAGUGGAAACAUGGCUGUGAGAUUGACCAACAGAGUGACGGCACAUUGAAAUUCAUAAAGGGCACAGACCAGUACAGCUACGAUGGUGACGACUUCCUGGCCUUUGAUGAUGCCAAUAUGCAGUGGGUGGCCCCAGUUUUUCAAGCUCAGCCGACUAAGAGGAAGUGGGACGGGGUCCAGAUCCUCAACCAGUACACCAAGGGCUACCUGGAGAAGGAGUGUGUGGACUGGCUUUCCAAAUUCAUGGCAAAGGACAAAGUAGUAGGGCUUAUUGUGACCCCUCCAAAGGUCUAUGCGUUUGCUAAAAAGGCCAAAACUGCCGGAAAUGUCCGACUGACCUGCAUGGCCACAGGUUUCUAUCCCAAAGAUGUAGAAAUGCAUAUUAAGAAGAAUGGUGUUCCAUUGACCGAACAUGAUGGAGUGCAGUCUACAGGAGUCCUACCCAAUGAUGAUGACACUUACCAGAUCAGGAUGAGUGUCCAGAUCCCAGAGGCAGAUAAGGAAACUUAUGAAUGUUAUGUCGACCAUAGAACUUUGAAGGAGCCAGUUGUGGUAAAAUGGGAUGGGAAAUGCUGCGAUUGUACCCAAGUAACAGGUGUUAUCAUUGGUGCUGUUGUUGUGGUGGUCCUCCUGCUGACCGUGGUUAGCUCCAUGUUGGUUCUUUGGAAGAAAGGCAAAAUAUUUGCUGGUAAAAAAGGAGAUCUACCAGCUACUGGGAUCCAGGCACCUCUAAAUGGCAAUGGAAAUGGAGCCGCCAUUUUGAACAUGCCUGUGAUAAAGGAUGACGCUAUCAGCACUGACUCUGGGACAAAGGAUGACGCUAUCAGCACUGACUCUGGUCAAGGCAGCAACGAACGUCUAGAGAGGGAGGCAUUGCUGGCUAAUGGAGUGAUAAAGGAUGACGCUAUCAGCACUGACUCUGGGACAAAGGAUGACGCUAUCAGCACUGACUCUGGUCAAGGCAGCAACGAACGUCUAGAGAGGGAGGCAUUGCUGGCUAAUGGAGUGAUAAAGGAUGACGCUAUCAGCACUGACUCUGGGACAAAGGAUGGCACUAGCAGCACUGACUCUGGUCAAGGCAGCAACGAACGUCUAGAGGAGGAGGCAAUGCUUGACAAGUUGAGCCAUUGAGGAGUGACUGACAACGCAUCUAAAUCUAGCAAACAACAUGUGAUUCUGUUUUGUCAACAAAUACUGUCAAUCUGGAUGUGUACAUUCCCAAGAAUGGACCGUUUUGAUCGGCUUGGAUUUGAAUACUUAUUAAUGAACGUUUUGAUCUUUCGAAUAUCAUAAUAGAAUUCCUUUUCAACAAAUUGAUUUGUAAACCGCCUAUAUUUGGGCCAUUUUAAUGUAUUGGUAUUGGAACCUUAUUCUAUUUCUAUUGUAGAUUGUUUAUUUUAAACUAGAAUUCAAUCAUUUAAAUCGUUGCACACACAUAAACACACAUGCACUGAACUGCUUUUUAAAUAUGCUUUGUUUUCAUUUUUCGGGGAAAGUAUAAAUCACUGCUUUAAUAAAAUACUCCUUUAUGAACCAA